AAUAAUAUUAUUAAAAAAAAAAUCUAAUAAAAGCGAAAUAAAUUAAAAACCAGAUUAACAAUGAAAAAGUAUUUAUUUCUAUUCAUUUUUAUGUCACUGACUUUCUGCGCAUAAAGUUCUAAUUUAAGAAAAUUCUUGCUUAGAGCUAUACCAUGGGAAUUCAAGAACUGUGGCUCAGAGAACGAUCCUAUGGUCGUAACUGCUAUUACUUUAGAUGCAGUACCUGAGAAAAGUGUCAGUGAUGAAAUUACUAUUGUUGGUGUUAGCAACGUACAUGAUAAAAUAGUUUAGGCUAAGAUCGAUGUAUUUUUAUAAAAUGUUAAAAUUACAUCUCUUAGUUAGCCAUUUGCUCAAGAAGCAGAUCCUGGUGAUUAGUGGAUCUUCAAGUAUGGUUCCUUCAUACCUAACAUAGCACCAACAGGAAGAUAUACAAUUUAAUUUACUUUUGUAAAUUCUCGUUAAUAGUAACUAACAUGUGCUUCACUUUAAAUGGAUCUUUGA
This is a messenger RNA of Tetrahymena thermophila SB210, 501 nucleotides long. Its product is annotated as ML domain protein. The record is from RefSeq and is a predicted model, not a curated record. NCBI's taxonomy places the organism in Eukaryota, Ciliophora, Oligohymenophorea, Hymenostomatida, Tetrahymenidae. The transcript is spliced from 2 exons.